Molecule: messenger RNA, 640 nt
Organism: Suillus subalutaceus
Lineage: Eukaryota; Fungi; Basidiomycota; Agaricomycetes; Boletales; Suillaceae
Exons: 2
Source: RefSeq, a predicted model, not a curated record
GUCUAGAUCUCCUAGCCAAGGCAGCUGGUAAUCCUGGCUGUCCAAACUCUGCACUUGAUCCCGACUCUAUUCUCUAGGAUAGUUUUUGACAAUGACAGCCUUUUGUUCCCAUGGGGCCCAUGGAGCCCUAUGUGGCACUUCUGAUCAGGAACAGCGUGCAUUAUGGUUCAGUGGGGGAUCAGAUCGAUCAUCCUUGGAUUUCUUCUAGGCAAGUGUCGUACUCGUAAUAUAUGCUUACGUGCAUCUAGUUUCUGUAGCGAACCGACACUCUGAAGCGACAAGUCCACAAUCGAGGGCCUGUGUUAGUGCAGCAAGUUGGCCUUAAGAAUUCACUUCUUCCCAUUUCUCCACAAAUCAUCAACCGGGAUGAAUAGCUGUUAUAUCGACUGGCUGCCGGACGACGUGCUCCGCGUCAUUUUCAAGUUGGUCAGUGAAGAAGACCAAGCAGCUUUCCAUGAUUAUUCUAUGCAGAAUGAACGGAGAGGCAGACAUUGGGACGACUGGCAAAAAGAUUAUUAUCAUUAUCAGGACAUGUACGCAGAAGGAAUCAACGACCCUCCGCCAUCGGCACUCAUUUCAGCAAUGGAUGUGUGGCGAGCGAUGGAAUUGUCUCAUAUCACAGACUCCAACAUUGUGGACU